AUGUCUGUCCCAGCCUUCACCGAUAUCUCCAAGCCCUCAAACGACUUGCUCAACAAGGACUUCUACCACUUGUCUGCAGCAGCUCUUGAGGUCAAGAGCAACACCCCCAACAAUGUUGCAUUCAAGGUCACCGGCAAGAACACACACGAGGGUGCCACCAGCGGAUUGCUUGAAGCCAAAUACGCCGACAAGGCCAGUGGUAAAUACUCCCGCCUGAAAAACUUAAACAUCCAGAUCAUGCCUCCUUUUGCUCCCUCGAAUCACGUCAAUUUCAUCAUCGGCCUCUCUCCUCUCACCGGUCAAGCGCAAUUGCUAAUGUUCUACCGCCGCUCACUAGGCUUAACGCUCACCCAAACCUGGAACACCCUCAACGCUCUCGAGACCAAGAUCGAGGCUAAGGACUCUAUCGCUAAGGGUGUCAAGGCUGAGUUCAUCGGUUCCUUCCUCCCAGCCUCCCAAGCAUACGGCGGCAAGGUCAACCUCCACUACGCGCAGGCCAACCUGCACACACGUGCCUUCUUCGAUCUGUUGAAGGGCCCAACCGCUAACGUCGACGCCGUCAUUGGCAAGGAUGGUCUUCUCGCUGGUGCGUCUGCCGGCUACGAUGUCCAGAAGGCUGCCAUCACCAACUACAGCGCCGCAAUCGGAUACAGUGCUCCUCAAUACACUGCCUCCAUCACGGCUAGCAACAACCUGAGCGUUUUCGCCGCCUCGUACUACCACAAGGUCAACUCGCAAGUCGAGGCUGGUGCUAAGGCUUCAUGGGACUCGAAGAGCGGGAACACGGUCGGGCUUGAGGUUGCUAGCAAGUACAGACUGGACCCUGUCUCUUUCGCCAAGGUCAAGAUCAACGACCGCGGUGUUGCAGCUCUCGCCUACAACGUCCUCCUCCGCCCAGGCGUCACCCUCGGCCUCGGCGCCUCCUUUGAUACCCAGAAGCUCGACCAAGCUACGCACAAGAUCGGCGCUUCUUUCACUUUCGACUCUUAG
Lachnellula hyalina is the source of this 990-nucleotide messenger RNA. RefSeq names its product Mitochondrial outer membrane protein porin (gene B7H23.070). Gene Ontology annotation, molecular function: voltage-gated monoatomic anion channel activity. The transcript has 4 exons. Gene Ontology annotation, cellular component: mitochondrial outer membrane. The coding region runs from base 1 to 990 and encodes 329 amino acids. Gene Ontology annotation, biological process: monoatomic anion transmembrane transport. NCBI's taxonomy places the organism in Eukaryota, Fungi, Ascomycota, Leotiomycetes, Helotiales, Lachnaceae. The record is from RefSeq and is a predicted model, not a curated record.